Molecule: messenger RNA, 711 nt
Organism: Aureobasidium musti
Lineage: Eukaryota; Fungi; Ascomycota; Dothideomycetes; Dothideales; Saccotheciaceae
Source: the annotation of a GenBank genome assembly
AUGGUCAAGACACCCGAAUCAACAGCCUGGCGCCGUUCAGUCUACAUCCAAGGACCCAUCAAACUGCCCACUCCGGCCGUGGUACCUCGAAAAGGCAGCAUCGCCACCCUUGACCCCUUCCAAGAUGUGCUCGGCAAUGUCGCUGUCCCACGCCGCAAAUCUGAAGACACUGCCACCGAUGACAUUUGCGAGUGGUACGACACCUGGCAGCACGAUCCCGUCUCUUUCGCUUUAGACGAAUUUACUCUCGACGACACUGAUCUUGCAACCACAUGGGCCAUGACUCCACUCAAUGAAGAGCCAGAAAGUCCUAUUGAUCGCAGUGUGCGCUUCCCCUCGCCCGCACCGCCACUGGCCAAACAAGUGGCAGCCGCCAUGCUCGAUCCAGGCACCUUACGCCCCGAGUCUCAAGCCAUCAAGCCACGCCCUCGCAUGUCUGUCCCUUUGACACCCCUUCCCGAACUCCCCAAGACACCUUCUGUGCCAAGCAGCGAGAAAGGUCACAGCAGAAACAGCAGUGGAGAAACUUCCUACAAGAGUUCAAACAGCGAUCCUAUCAAGCGCACUGAUAGUAGAGGCAGCGGAUUGAGCGGAGUAAGCUCUGUAGAGGAAAAGAGUUGGUUCGAUGCAGAGAGCAAAACAGAGACCGAUAAGGAAAAAGGAGAGAAAGUGUGCAAGGAACUGAACAGUUGGAGGCGAAACCUAAGAUGA